Molecule: messenger RNA, 1598 nt
Organism: Medicago truncatula (barrel medic)
Lineage: Eukaryota; Viridiplantae; Streptophyta; Magnoliopsida; Fabales; Fabaceae
Product: nicotinate N-methyltransferase 1
Exons: 4
Coding region: 76-1152 (358 amino acids)
Molecular function (GO): O-methyltransferase activity; protein dimerization activity
Source: RefSeq, a predicted model, not a curated record
CUUCUACUACUACACCUGCUGAAAACACAACAAUCUUUUUUAGUUUUGAGUAUAAAAACAAAUUAGUAAACAAUAAUGGAAAAUGGAAAAGUUGCUGUGGUAAAGCCUCAAAGUGAAGCGAGGCUUGCCAUUUUGGAACUUGCACACAUUAUGAGUGUUCCUACGUCCCUUAAUGCUGUUCUCAAAAUGAAAGUACCUGAAGCCAUCUGGCAAGGUGGAAAGAACACUCCACUCUCUGCCUCUCAGAUUCUCUCCAUAGUUCGUCCCAAUGGCGGAGGAGACGCUGAAAAUCUCCAACGUAUCCUCCGUUUGCUCACAACUUAUACUAUUUUUGUUGAGGACUUGAGCAGCAAUGGUGAAAGGAAGUACUCCCUCACCGAUGUUGGUAAAGCUCUUGUUCCUGAUGAUCAUGGUCUGACCUGUGCAUCAUUUUUCGUCCAGCACCAUCAGGACCCGUACCUGCGAGCAUGGCCGUUGGUGGGAGACGCGGUGGAGGAUCCAACUGUGGAACCGUUCGAGAAGCUGCACGGAGAAGCAGCAUAUGCAUAUUGCACGAAGGGACCAGAAGAAAUGAGUUUGUUUUAUGCUUCCAUGUCUGGGAUGUCAUUGCCCUACAUGAGGGAAAUGUUGGAGAAUUAUGAUGGCUUCAAAGGUGUGGAGACUCUAGUUGAUGUUGGUGGCAAUUCUGGUGUGAGUCUCAACAUGAUUAUGAACAAAUAUCCAAACAUACUCAAAGGCAUCAAUUUUGAUCUUCCUGAUAUGAUCUCUUCUGCACCUCAAUAUCCAGGUAUAACACACGUCGGUGGUGAUGCGCUUGAAUCAGUUCCGGCUGGAGAUGCUAUCUUCAUUAAGUGGACAGUGUUAACAUGGACAGAUGAAGAAUUCAAGAAGGCCUUGCAAAGUUGUUACAAGGCUCUUCCGGUGGCCGGAAAAUUGAUUCUUUGUGAACCGGUGUUACCGGAGCAGACCGAUGAGAGUAAAAGAACAAGAGCAUUGUUGGCAGCUGACAUAUGGAUAAUGACAAUGUAUAGAACCAAGGGAAAACACAGAACUGAAGAACAAUUCAAACAACUUGGCAUUUCUGCUGGUUUUAAAAGUUUCCGUGCCUUCCAUAUUGAUCCUUAUUUGCCUGUACUUGAAUUUCAUAAAUGAGCAGAAGAAGGCUUUGAAGUGUGUGGUGCUUUAUGUGAUGAUGGGGAAAAUAAUAAGGAACUUUGAGCUAAGAUGCUAAUUAAUUGGUUACUGUUUCCUUGACUGUGAAUAAAUAUUCACUCAUCAUAAAUUUUCACUUUUGUUUCCCUUAUUUAUCUUUUGCUUUAAUAAAUAAAAUUUAUCUUUCGCGUUAGGUUCACCAUUGCAACCAACGGGAAUUGGGUAAUUAGGUUGAGAAAUGUUCAAAUUUCAACCGAAAAUGACCACUCUGUGAAUCUUUUCUUGGUGGUCGUUGUGGCCAUCAAUGUGUAUAGAGAUUUCAAAUGGGAAAAUAUGUGAGGCGGGAUGAUGGAUUUGAGCUUCAUAUUUGUAGAUGGAUUGAGCAUCCGAGUCCAGUUCAGAACAAUAAUCAUUAGCAAAGUUACUUAAAAAAAUGAUUUAUCUCA